This is a messenger RNA of Aureococcus anophagefferens, 751 nucleotides long. RefSeq lists its product as hypothetical. Bases 5 to 685 code for a protein of 226 amino acids. Gene Ontology annotation, biological process: photosynthesis, light harvesting in photosystem I; response to light stimulus. NCBI's taxonomy places the organism in Eukaryota, Pelagophyceae, Pelagomonadales, Pelagomonadaceae. The transcript has a single exon. The record is from RefSeq and is a predicted model, not a curated record. Gene Ontology annotation, cellular component: membrane.
AAGCAUGGCCCGUAAAAUCGUCGCCCUGAGCCUCCUGGCGUCGAGCGCGUCGGCGCUCGUCGCGCCGGCGGCGCCCGCCGCGUCGUCGACGGCGCUGCGCGCCGACGCCAAGGCCCUCGUCCCCGACGGCAUCCAGGCGCCGACGGGCUACUUCGAUCCCAUGGGCAUCGCGGACAAGGUCAACGACAAGACGCUGCUCUGGUUCCGGGCGGCGGAGAUCAAGCACGGCCGCGUCGCCAUGGCGGCGUUCCUCGGCUGCGUCGUCACGGGCGUCGGCGCCCACUUCCCGGGCGCCGUGGACCUGGACGGCACGUCGUUCGCGUCGCUCGCCGACGGCGACCUCUUCGCGGCGUGGGACAAGAUGCCCGCCGACGGCAAGCAGCAGAUCGUCGCGGCCAUCGGCGGCAUCGAGUCCGUCUUCGAGGCGCAGAAGCCCCACUACCUCCAGGGCGGCACGCCGGGCAAGGUCCGCCUCACGGGCACGACGGCCGGCGUCCUCGAGGCCAAGUACGACGCGGAGAAGCUCGCGUCCAUGCGCAACAGCGAGAUCGCCAACGGCCGCCUCGCCAUGCUCGCCAUGGCCGCCUUCGUCGCCGCCGAGGUCAUCCCGGGCUCCGUGCCCGCGUUGACGAACCUCGGCUUCGCGGGCACGUACGCCGGCGGCCUCCCCUUCGCGCCCUUCUAGGGCGCGGCCGCCGCCCCCCGGGGGCGCCGGCGGGCGCCCGCGGACAUAAAAAAAGACGUCGAACGG